This is a messenger RNA of Lachancea dasiensis, 1536 nucleotides long. NCBI's taxonomy places the organism in Eukaryota, Fungi, Ascomycota, Saccharomycetes, Saccharomycetales, Saccharomycetaceae. The record is from the annotation of a GenBank genome assembly.
AUGGGGACGCAGGGACAUCAAGAAGCGAACGUUAGUGAUGAAGCCAAAUCUGACAAGGCCAUCAACGAUCUACCCCCAAAGACCCAGCUGAAUAUAAAUUCUAUUGGCCUCCUGGAAAACAUAUCCACCCAAAUACUUAAGCUUCUCACGACAAAUAGCACUGAGACUCUCAUCCAUCUCACCAUAUCUGGCGGUGAUACUUUCGAAGGUGAGGUCUUCGAAACGCUUCUGACUCUUUUCAAGCAAGUAAAAAACGUUUACUCAAAGCAACCACUGCUGAAAGUCCGGGAUAUAGCGCCCGGAUUAUGGUACGAAAAUGAGCAGUGCCCUUAUAUUUUGAAAUCUCAGGAAAAUCACAUUCUAGCUGCAAUACGAAAGGCUAACAUCGUCAUAUAUCUAUUGUCCAUUAUGGGUCGGCUGCAGUAUGGCUUUUCUUUCCUAGACGAUAAUUUCAUGGAUAUUUUUUGUCCAGAAGCCAAAGAGCUACCAUUUGAAGACGACCGAGUACUAGCAACAUCAUUGGGUCGUUUAUUGAAGCCACAGGCAGUUUUGUAUCUUAAUUUGAAAACACAGGCAUAUAUUUCAGCCAUGGAACCUUGGAAAGAGGAAAGCGAUACUGCUAAAUUAUCGCAAAUCAAACAAGAAACAUUGGAUAUGGUGUUUACUCCGAAUAUGAGGGAGUUUUUAGUGGCCAAAAAACGUUUUCAUAGUAACAAACUGAGUCCCUCCGAAGAAGAUUUUGUCAAGAGGUGCGCCCAUCGCAGAGACAAACUAUGCGCAUACGCGUCACUCGAUCAACUUAUCUCUGAAUAUGACUGGCUUGAGUUCUUCAAAGAGAUUUUUCUCUAUGUGCAACGAAACAUAGGUUUACUCGUCUGGGGGAGAAAAACUCCAGGUUCUGGUGUAGAAAGCUGGGAUAUAAGGAGCAAUUCCCCAAGUAGUAUAAUUACAUGGUCUUCAACCUUGAGUCAAGGAAGUUCGACGUCUGAGCACUGUUUAGACGCUCGCAAGUCUUCUUCUAACGAGAGGCUCUCGCCCGCUGCAGCUCGAGAAACGCCAAUCGAGAGAAAACCGAAGCAGAAACGAUUAUGGACAAAAGAAGAAGAAACUGCUCUCAUAGAUGCUCUUAAAAUUUACGGUCCUUCCUGGUCCAAAAUCUUAGAAUUACACGGUGCAGGAGGAAGUCUUUCUGAGUCGCUGAAAAGGCGGACACAAGUACAGUUAAAGGACAAAGCUCGAAACUGGAAGAUGUAUUUUCUGAAAGGUGGACUGGUAGUGCCAGAAUACCUGACGAAGGUGACUGGAGAUCUCGAGAGAGAUGAAAAAUCCAAACUAAAAUCUAAAAACAAGGUAGAAAAGAAACAUAUACCGACGCCAAAAAUGCUGAAGCUCGAGACCGACUCCGCAUCUUUGCAAAAUAAUCAGGAGAUGCAAAGGGUGGCCACGAUGAUUGUUGCAGGUUCAGGAAAAUCCCGAUCAUCUCAAGACUUUGCGACUCCGAGCCGAGAUGUCUUGGAUUCUGGACCAGACACUUGA